CAAUCAGUCGAGCUGUGUGUGCGGAGAGCUCGGAUCACUGCAGCUUUGUGUCAGUCACUUGCCGAGUCUCAGCUCAAGGGGAGAACAAAAUUGUCGCUGGGAAAUACCACGCAGAAGUGACUGAAGGGGAAGAUGGCUACUAAUGCAAACAAUUUUAACAGCUUAACUUUACAUAAAAUAAGUGGAGAAUUGGAUGAAGAGGAGGUGAGGGACUUGAGGUUCCUGUGCACUGAUUACAUUCCAGCAGGCAAAGGGAUAGUCACUGCACUGGAAAUAUUCACAGAACUGCAGCAACGAGAGUUGGACGUUAUUCCAGAACUUCUGUAUCGAAUUCAGCGUUUUAAAUUACUCUCCAUUCUAGGAAAACAGAAGACAUACAUGGAACAGCUUUUGCAACAACCAGGAAAUUCCAAGAUCUCAAAUUACAGAGUGCUGCUUUACAACCUUUCCAAAGAGAUUGAUGAUAAAGAGCUCAAUAGCAUAAAAUUUAUACUACAGGGAAGCAAGAAGAAAUAUCAGGACAUUAAGAAUUUUAUGGAGAUCUGCAUUGAUCUGGAAAAAAAGGAACAACUAGCACCAAAUAACCUACAGAUUCUGCUGAAAGCCAUGAAGGAAAUUAAACGAUUUGAUCUAAAGAGCAAACUGGAAAGCUAUCAGAACAUGACUUGGGAUACGCAAGUUACACUUCCACAACAAGAAAGCAGGAGGCAACCAAAAGAGCCUAACCAAGGGAUGUUCCCUACAGUCAGCUGCCCUGCUCAGGCCGAUGCCAAAUCAAAUGUUUCAGCAGGAACCGAAAGUCACCAAGAAAUUCAGCAAGCACCAUCCACCGCAGAUGACUCAGCUGUGGAAAGGCCAAAUCUCCAGCAAGCAGGGGGUUCAACUACAGAGAAGAAUGUAUAUGCCAUGACCAAGCUGCACGGAGCUAUGGAAGCAAUACAAAUGGGAUCUACACCAGAGACCUCAAAAACCUCCAUUUUGGAUGCAGCAUCUGCCCUUCCUGCAAACUCCUUGACGCAGACAGGUUCAAACUCGGAGGCAAAUCAACGCAGCAGCCAGUGUAUUGGAGUGUACAAAAUGAACAGUAAACCGCUUGGAAUCUGCUUAAUAUUAAACAAUAAAUCAUUUCCUGGAACACACUUCAAGGAAAGAAAUGGGACGGAUUGUGAUGCAGAAAAGCUGACUCAAGUGUUUACGACGUUGGGAUUUAAGAUAGACAGACAAGAUAACUUAACUGUGAAACACAUGAAGAAAAAACUGCAGAUGUACCAGGAGUUUAAUCAUACAACCAAUGAUUGUUUUGUAUGUUGUAUCCUUUCCCACGGUGAGCGAGAUGCAGUUGUGGGAACUGAUGGAGAACUUCUUCAUAUCAAAGAGAUAAGGUGCAUGUUUUCAGGGUCCCAGUGUCACUCACUGCUGGAAAAGCCCAAGGUCUUCUUUAUUCAAGCUUGCCAAGGUCAAAAGUUACAAACAGCAUGUCCAGUGACGGAUUGUCUCGCAAGCAGCAGCCCUGACCCUGAAUUGGAUGCAAUAUCAUAUUCCAUCCCUGAGGACAGGGAUUUCCUGGUUGCAAUGUCUACAGUUUCUGACUAUGUUUCCUAUAGAACGGGCGAAGGCUCCUGGUUCAUUCAAACACUGUGCACCUGCUUGGAGGAAUACUGCUGCCUAGGAUUCGACCUGCUUACAAUUCUGACUGAAGUGAAUCGGAGAGUGAGUGAAAAACAUCCAAGUAGGAAGCAAAUUCCAGAGCCAAGAUUCACCCUGUCCAAGAUGUUGGUAUUUUCUGCACGGAGUUUAAACAGCUGAUCCAAUUUCAGUCGCACAGGAGUGAAAACUUAGUGUUUGUGAUCUCAGAAGAAAAUUCAUCAAGGUGGCUUGACUUUAAAAAUGUUUAGCUGACCAUUGUACCCUAGCAGUACCCACUGUUAUUUGAACUCUAAAACAGUUGAUGAACAUGUAAAAUGCAAGAUAGAUUGAGCCAAUUAAGGCACUCAGACUAUUAUGUUCUUUAGGAAAAUUCUGGAUUAAUUUUCUGUGGAUACCUUAAGGAGAUUUCCAUUUUUUUAAAAACGUGAUUUUUAAUAUAAAGAGUGCAAGAUUAAAAAGCUUCA
Molecule: messenger RNA, 2111 nt
Organism: Carcharodon carcharias (great white shark)
Lineage: Eukaryota; Metazoa; Chordata; Chondrichthyes; Lamniformes; Lamnidae
Product: caspase-8-like
Exons: 11
Coding region: 133-1806 (557 amino acids)
Biological process (GO): negative regulation of extrinsic apoptotic signaling pathway via death domain receptors; proteolysis
Molecular function (GO): protein binding; cysteine-type endopeptidase activity
Source: RefSeq, a predicted model, not a curated record